Messenger RNA from Daphnia pulex (common water flea), 2092 nucleotides. RefSeq lists its product as uncharacterized. The coding region runs from base 203 to 1252 and encodes 349 amino acids. The transcript is spliced from 5 exons. Lineage: Eukaryota; Metazoa; Arthropoda; Branchiopoda; Diplostraca; Daphniidae. The record is from RefSeq and is a predicted model, not a curated record.
AAUUUUACAGCGUCUGCUUGUCGCUGUCGCGGAUGAAGUAUUUCACCCAAACUUUUCCAGUCUGUGCUCCUGUUUAUAAUUCUCGGUUACAUUGUAUUCAACUGGAUGCAGGAAAAAUGCCGAGAGGAAUUCUUGAGUGUUUCACUGAACUAUUCGGUGCAAGUAUUUUUCUACUAAAGGUUUGAAUCUGCUUGAAAUUAUAAUGUCCAGACAGAACUCCAAUUUCGUUUCGAGAACCCAAUCAUUCGAAAGAUCUCGUCGAUUCAUUCAAUCAGUAUCAGAUAUUUAUGGAAAAGACGAGAUGGAAGAAUUGCUUGACGAGAUACGACAUCUAGAGCCUUGUAAUUUUCAAUCUGGUGACAUACAAGAUUUUGAGAUCAAUGGAAGUCGUCACCUGCAGAAUACAGGAGAAUCAACUAUGUCCAUGUCUGUUCAGUCAUGGGACUCUCAUGCUGUAUAUCGCCACAGAAUGGAUAACAUGAAGGCUCCAGUUGAAGUUAUCCAAUCAAUAUUAAUUCAUUUCCGCCCUUCACAGUGUUUGGAAAAGUUGGAGCUUUUCAGACUGGCAUUCUUGACAUGUUGUAUUGGAAGUCUCACCUGUGUAUAUCUGAGUGAAUGGAUGUACCUAUCUUCCUUUCUUGUAUUUAUAGUUUUAUUUUCAUCAUUGUGCACAAUUUGGCUACUCAUAGCUGAUAUAAUUGGAAUUAUAUACUUCUUGCCAAUAUCGUGGCCCAAAUUUAAUACUCUUCUCUUCCUAUGCAUAGCUGUGGCACUUCUAACAGUCUCUUCUUUACUUAUUCAUCAUGUUAACUUACCGUCAAUGUUGGAUGAAGCCCUUACAGACGAUAGCCGGCAUUUUCUUUACAUAGCUGGAAUACUCAGCUUGUUGGCCUCCUUACUAGCUCUCAUUCAAAGCCUAAUGACUUCUUUCGGUCGACCUUAUCCUAUCUGGUGCUCUGCGUACAAAGCCGAACCAGACUGCCCCAGCCCCAUGUCUCCUCCAGGUUCCAUUCCAGGAUCUCCUACAGAACGUCCAGUUAUGGCGACAAUGGCAGCUCUUGCUGGCAUGUCGUCCGCAGUCGUCGCUACCGCGCCUCGAUUAGGGAACCGUAACCGAAGUGCUUUGCAUGAUCGAGAUCAAGUACCUCUUCGAUCUGUCAGGAACUCCGUCAGCUGGGAUGACGGUGUGAAACCAAGCAGCUCCCGACUAAAACAGCUGAACGAGUAUCCUCCGUUGCUUAAUGAAACAUGAAAAAAAAAACGCAUCGUUUUAAAUUAGUCAGCAAGCGUUGCCAUGAUUUCCUUUUUCAUCAAGCCGAAAAAUAAUCUCACCAGACUUCACUUGACAUUAUGUGUUAACACAUGUGAUAAUGCGAGUGUAGGUGCAGUGGAAUUAAAGUUUUCUGCACGUCCGGCAAUACGCCCAAACAUGCAACCCCCAUGCAACUUUUUGUAUGGGAUUGAAUGCAUUCUUCUUGGAAAGCUGAAGGAAACGCAAUCCUCACUUGCAAUGUGUUCUACAUAUUUUAGCCCAAUUAAUGAUCUCAUUGAAAUUUGUUGUCUUGUAGCUUUAAAUCGAUAGCAUGUUGUAUUCUAUAAUGAUCUCAUUGAAGUGGCAUUCUCAUUAACAUUCUCUUGAAAUUGACAGUUCUUUGAUGUUGCCGUCAUUUGAUUUCGGGAAUGCGUCUUCAUAUAUUAGAUUGUGGCUCUCAGUAGAUAAAUAGUAUUUGUACAUGGUUUAUUAACGCAUGUAACACCGGAAAUCAAUUGGCAACUCUAUUUAAUGUGUUUAGGUUGCUGCGUAGCUUUAUUUGUUAUGAUUUAAAAAAAAUGAAUAAGGUUCUAGUCCCCUGAUAUUGUAAACGUACAACUUGUGUCUGUUUGUGCCAGAUAAGCGUCCAGUAGGUAAAUUUUCAUUGAAAAAGUUCGUAUUGGCGGUUCUUCCAGAUGUAAAGUAGGGAUAAGGUGGCUGAAUUUCUUUUGGCUACGUUCAUACUUUAAUAUUGCCACAUCACCAGAAACUGCCUGCUGCUUAUGGUAUAAAUUGUAAAGUUGUUGUGUAUUACUAGUGUUAAUAUACAUUUGAAGCACA